Molecule: messenger RNA, 3500 nt
Organism: Pungitius pungitius (ninespine stickleback)
Lineage: Eukaryota; Metazoa; Chordata; Actinopteri; Perciformes; Gasterosteidae
Product: latent-transforming growth factor beta-binding protein 4-like
Molecular function (GO): calcium ion binding
Source: RefSeq, a predicted model, not a curated record
GAGAGAGAGAGAGAGAGGGGGGAGAGGUUUGGGACGAUGCAACUCGCUCAGAAACCCUGACCUCAUUGCUCAAAAUGCUGCAGCCUGGACUCCGCUGCUUUCUGUCCUCCGUCCUCAUGGUCUUCGUGUCUCCGCUGCCAGCUGAAGGACAGACGGUGUCGGGAGGCAGAGGUGUGGAGAGGCUUCAGGUGAUGUUCACGCCCACCGUCUGCAAGGUGCGCUGCAGCCAGGGCCGAUGUGUCAACUACUGCGAGCAUGGAAACGUGACCACUCUGUACAGCGGCAUCGAAGGAGGAGGAGGAGGAGGAGGAGGAGGAAGGAGAGAAAGCUCCCACGGACCUGGCUUCAGAGUGUUCGUCUGCCCUAUGCUCUGUAAGAACGGAGGCGUCUGUCUGCAGAAGGACCGAUGUCUCUGCCCGCAAGGCUUCAGCGGGAAGUUCUGCCAGGUCCCCAUCGCCUCCUCCUCCACCAAAGACAUCGUCAAGCCGGCGCUGCUCACCGCCAUGGAGGCCAAUCAGGAGCUGACACAGUCAGAGUUCCUUCUACCGCUGAGACCCAGCCAGGAGACAGGUGUCUCUGGAGCUCCUGGGCCGUCCAUGGUGCAGGUCAGAGCGCAGCACCCCCCCCAGACCAGAGCGAUCCUCCACCAGGUGCAAACGGUGUCCCGGUCCAGCCCCGCCCUGCGGACGCUCUCCUCCGGGUCGGCGGGCGCCCCGGCUCCAGCGGGGGUCCAGGCCCAGACGGUGAGGGGGGGCGGCACCAUCAGCCAGCAGGCCGGCUUCAAGUACUGCUUUAGAGAGGUGAAAGAGGGGCAGUGCAGCUCUCCUCUGCCCGGUCUGCGGAGCAAGGACAUCUGCUGCCAAGGCAUCGGGAAGGCCUGGGGUACUACAGAGUGUGUACUCUGCCCUGAUACUACAGGUCAAAGCAACAGCAGCUGCCCGGCUGGUUUUGAGCGAGCCAAUGGAACGCAGUGUGUAGCCCAGAGUGUGAUCUCGGAGGAGAAGGGUCAGUGUCACCGGCUCCUGGGCUCGGGUCGCGGUCCGACCUCGUGCUCGCUGCCCAUCCUCCGCAGCAUCACCAAGCAGAUCUGCUGCUGCAGCCGGGUGGGACGGGCCUGGGGGCCGGACUGCCAGAGGUGCCCCCACUUCGGUUCAGUGGCCUUUAAGGAGACCUGUCCAGCCGGUCCCGGGUACCACUACUCGGCUUCGGCCCUGCAGUUCAACCAGAGAACCACCGAGCAGCUGGGGGCCCGAGGAGCUUCGCUGGUGACCCCCGGUAACCACGGUAACCACGGUCCUGGUUCUGGGUCCGGUACCGGCGGAUCCAGUUCCAGUGGAUCCAGUACCAACGGCUCCUCCAGGUCUCAGCAAAGAGGGACAGCCGAUGAAUCAAAAACCAGUUCUGGCGGGACCAGCAGACACAGUCCAGCUCCGUUCCACCCCCGCCAAGACGACUCUACCUCGACAGUCACCGGGGACAAAGUCCAGUCUGCAGGGAGACCCGUGACCCAGCAGAACGGGCCCCACCUCGCUCGGCCAUUCACACCGGGACCUCGGCCCCCAUCCGCCGGUAGUCAAGGUGGGGGCCGGUCCUCCUCCGCGUCCACCAGAGAGGACCCCCUCCCUCCUCCGGCCCGACCCCUCAGCCCAGAGCGCCCUACGACGACCCCCCAGGCCCGAGUCCAGAUGCUGCGAGGUGUGUGUGAGAGCACACCUGGUGUGUGUGGCCCAGGUGUGUGUGUGCAGCAGCCAGGAGGGACUCACACCUGUGUGUGCGAUGAAGGACAUCAGCUCGACCCCCAGCGCACCUUCUGCCGAGAUGUGAACGAGUGUGUGCAGUCGGCAGGUGUGUGUGCUGGGGGAGAGUGUGUGAACACUCUGGGAAGCUUCAAGUGUAUUUGUUCAACCGGAUACAAGAGCAACAGCCAGCAGGCCGGUUGUCAAGACGUGGACGAGUGUGAGGACGCUCUUCAGUGCCCUGGUCAGCAGUGCAUCAACACUCAGGGUUCUUACCGCUGUGUCUCCUGUCGUCAUGGAUACGGACUGCUCAACGGGGUCUGCACAGACGUGGACGAGUGUCAGCAUUCUCCCUGCUCCAGCGGCCGCUGUGUGAACACCCCCGGGAGCUACCACUGCGUCUGUCGCCAUGGUUAAAGGCUGCAGAACAACACCUGCACAGAUGUAGAUGAGUGUGCAGAGCCGUCUCAGUGUCCCGGUCAGAUGUGUGUGAACUCUGUGGGGUUGUACCGCUGUACGUCCUGUGGACCAGGUCACACACUCACCAAUAGGCAGUGCACAGAUGACUACGCUUCCCUCUGCACCUCCUUCCUUCCUCCUCUGUUUCCGGAGAGCUUCUCGGACUCUGGACCAGAACCCGGAGUGAGACCAGGAGGACGAGGACGAGGAGGAGUCAGAGAGUCAUCUCCUCCCUACUUCCCUCCCUACAGUCCUGACUCCUUCCCUCCUGCUGUGGCCCCCGACUAUGAGGACUACUCCCCAGCAGGGGGCAGCAGCUCGGUCUUCAGAGGGAGGACACCUGUCUCCUAUCAGGGGCCAGACUUCAGGCCCCCGUCCUUCCGCCCUCCCCCCGACCCGCGGGCUGAGAGGGCGUUUGGGGCUCGUCCCCCCUCCCCGUCCCGACCCGACGGGCCUCCCAUCAGCCUGGCACCGCUGCCCGGAGCUCCUUACCAGGUGGAGCAGGAGGAGGAGGAGGAGGGAUGGUGGAGGAGGCCCCCCCCUUUCCCCCCCUUCACUGAGAGGAGAGAAGGAGGAGCACCGAGGAGGCUCUAUGAGAGGCGCUAUGAGUCGUACGCGGGCCUGAGUGCAGCAGAGGAUUGUGGGAUACUGCACGGCUGUGAGAACGGAAGGUGUAUUCGCGUUGCUGAGGGUUACACGUGUGACUGUUACCAAGGAUACGGGCUGGACAUGACCUCCAUGACAUGUACAGACCUUAACGAGUGCGAGGCCUCCGUCCCGCUGGACUUCCCCUGUGUGAACGCUCGCUGUGUGAACACAGCUGGUUCGUUCCGAUGCGUCUGCAGGAGAGGCUACGUCAUGUCCCGCAGGCCCAACCACUGCGUGGCUGCCUAAUCACACCAGACCGGACCGGACCGGGUUGAACUGGACUAAGCAACGCUAAAGCAGCUUUAGAACCAGAUCGGACACUUGACCCUGGGCUAAAAUACUGUGCACUAAACUGGGAAUGGCUACACAAACUACACUAGUUCAAUUACACCAGCUGCACUAGUUACACCAACUACACCAGCUACACAAAGUACAUCAGCUACACAAACUACACCAACUACACCAACUACACCAGCUACCUUCACCAGUUCACUAAAGAACAAGACAUCUCCCGUUUCAUCUCCAAAUAGCUCUGUGUCUGUAAAUCGUGUUACUGUGUGUUAACACACGUGUUACCAUGUGUUACCAUGUGUUACCGUGUGUUAACACAUGUGUUACCAUGUGUUACCGUGUGUUAACACACGUGUUACCAUGUGU